This is a messenger RNA of Ectocarpus sp. CCAP 1310/34, 3616 nucleotides long. Lineage: Eukaryota; Phaeophyceae; Ectocarpales; Ectocarpaceae. The record is from the annotation of a GenBank genome assembly.
GGGCGCCCAAACGCGGGCUUCCACCCACAGACACGAGGAAACAUGGAUCGAUACAUGGGAUCCACGAUGUUUUGCAAGGAGUGCGUGGCGGAGAGCGAUAUUUAUGUCGAUCCUCGCGCCGGAGAGAUCAUCUGCCGGACGUGCGCCGUUGUUAUCGGCGAGCGAUGCAUCGAUGACGGGGCGGAGUGGCAGACGUACGCUGAAGACAGCAACAAUGGCAGGGCCGAUCCCAACCGUUGCGGUGCCGCUGCAAGCCCUCUCCUGUCGGCGAAGUCGGGCAUGAACACCCUUAUCGAGGGCGGGCAAGACUCGAAGCUCACGGCGAAGCUGCAGAAGCUGCAGGGCAUGGCCGUGAAGGAGUCGGCGUCGGAAAGGGCUCUCAAGAUGGACUUCUUCGGCAAAGUGCGCGAGUUCGGGAACAGACUGGGCCUCACUCACGCCAUGCAGGAGCACGCGUGCCUGUUGCUGCGGAAGGCGGAGGACAGCGGUUUGUUCAAGGUCAAAAAGGCCGAGCGAGGGGUAGCCAUCUGCGUGGCGGUGACACUUCUCACGUGUCGGCAGUGGCGACGGGGUCAGACCAUGAAGGAGAUGUCCACCAUGUUCAACGUGUCGCUCAAAGCCCUCAACAAAGCGGUCAAGAAACUAAGCAACCUGGAGAUUGAAAGGGCGCCAUCGCUCCGGGGGGAGCACCACAUCCCGCUGCUCUGCGACAAGCUGGGUCUUCCGCCGUUCGUGUCGGUGGCGGCCAGGCACGCGGCGCAGCAGGCGAGCAGGUGGGACCUGGUGGACGGCAUGAAGCCCUCCGCGGUGGCGGCGGCGGCGGUGCUCCUGGUGUGCUCGUGCUGGAAUCCCGCCGCUUGCGGUGACGGCGUCGUCGAUCGGAGAUCAAAGAAAGCAAGAAAAACGCAGCAGCAGCAGCAGGCGGCGGUGGAGGGGGAGACGUGGGAUGUUAGGCCGGCGGCGGUGUCGGAGGCUGGGGGGACGACGGUGAUGGCGAUGAAGCGACCGUUCCGGGCGAUGUACGAGCAGCGGGGGCGCCUGUUCACGGUGGAGUUCCUGGAGAGGCGCGCGGCCAAGGAGGUGACGCUGGAGACGCUCAAGCCUAUCCUGAUGUGAUAAUCGACGGUGAGGAGGCGUCGCACCUGUUGGGGGAGAGAAGGAGGUCUCGGCGACAUUGUCCCUUUUCGUCUUGGCGGCGAGACUGGUAGCACGAAGUGGGGGCGACGGUGAAAAGAGCUUGCUUUAUUUACUUGCGUCGAGGGAUAGUGCUUCUUUUAGGCGUCAAAAGGCGGGUAAAAUCGUCUACUUUUGUGUCCAUUUCCCCCUUCUUACUCCCCCUUGAGUUUUAGAAAAACUGAGGUCGCCGGUCCACGACUCUCGGGGACGAUCUGGCAGGUGGAAGUGAGUUGAAGCGGUUCGGUGGCCCCCAGUCCCCCUUUCUCCUAUCUUUGUAGGCGAUACAUCAGAUGGUUCGUCGGAGUGGGGCAGGGGAGGGGUAGCGAUUCUCGGAUUUUGUGAUUGCUCGUGAGACCUUCAGGCCGGAAGGCAGGCAGAGCAAUCACUCAGCGCCGCGCCCCUUCACACCCCUUCCACAACGAAAAAGUUGGACCGUUUUUGUUUGUUGGUUGCCCUAGAGGUAGCAUUGUUUCGGUGGACUUGAGGUGUUGGGCGUUGGAUGGGGUAAUGAGGGGAUGAGAACCGCUUUUUAGGUCCCUGGGUUGAGCGGGGGUGGGUGGGGAGGGCUUGAAACAUGUUAGCGUUGGCUGCUGAUGCUGCUGCUGCUGUCAUUGGAGUUCGAUCCGGGGUCGAAAAGAGAGAGGCUUGUGUACUAUGAUAGGAGGAGUUUGGGAGGGGCAGUCGCAUAUAGCUCGUCCGCUGUGUCAAAAAAGCAGCGGCGGCGGCGUCCCCCCUUUCUCCUGGCCCCACCCUCGCUCUUCGUUCCGUUGGUCUUGGAGGUGACUCCGUAGAGUCCUUCCGAGGUAUAUCCAGCCCCCCCCUACCCCUUUCCCUGCCUCCUCCUUUGUCCUCAUGGCUGGUCCUUGGCGUGAAAAUAGAGUGUUGCAUAGAGUCUGAAAGAGGUGCGACACACGAGACGAGGCGGAGAAAUGUUUCCCAGAUACAUGCUCGUGAUAGUUGUCUGUGGUGUGUGGGUUAUUGCAUGUGUGUGUUAAAGCGUCUCUACUGCCAUGCGCGCUUUUUUGUCUGGUGCGGUGAGUGUGUACAAAACGAAAGAGUUAAAAAAUGGUUGUUGUUCCGCCUAGAAGGUAACUCGAUUUACCCUUUGCCCUAUGCGGUUCACACAAUGUGCGCAUUUUAAUGAAAAAUGAGCAUAUCAGAAUGAUUUCCCUCCCUUCAGAAAGAAGUGUCGCAGUUUUACAGUAACCCCAGCCGCGUUUGGCUCUCCCUUCGGGUAAGACUUCCCAAGCCACACGCUGUUCGCGGCGAUAAAUCGUAUGAACCGGGUGGCUGUCCAGAAAACGAAAGUUCCGGGGAGGGGGUGGGUUUUGAUGAGAGGACACAGUGCGAGGCGGGAAAUGCGGGGAUGCGUUGAACUCGCGAUAUCCUCUGCCAAAUUUGGAAUACGCCCCUUGGGGUAGUGAUUUUCUUGACACGUAUAUUAAUGUUUCGCGGAGGCAGCCGACUGGCGUGGUCCGCACCAGUAGUCGCAUUUUUUUUUUUAUAUCUGACGAGGUGAUUUUGACGGAGAGUACGUUGUGUUUGCGUAUGUCAUUUCCCGCCACGUGGGUGCUUCACGUUGUUGUAAUUUCGUCUUGCGCUGUCCGGAUGCGCUACUUCGAUUGAUUGUGAUCUGGGUUGGGGGGAGGGAAGGGGGGGGGUACUUGGCCGGGAGGCAUCGCGUGCCAUGAGCAGGGAAGGCCAAUGCAGCGAGCAAAGUUGCGGUCGAAAGCGGUUUGGAGUUAUCACGUCACAUUUUACACGAGCAACGAUGUAGUAUGCACCCGCAGUAGGGCGCGAAGGCACAUAAACGAAUACGACCAGAUGGCAAAACGUUACGAUUCGGUCGGGUGGAGGGUGUUGUCCUUCCCCCCCAUCAUCCCCGCUGUGCUUGCUUUAGCGAUGCUGUUGUCUAGGGGACGGGAAUACCUUAGGGUGGGGUGCUGCAUUGUUUACGGUGCGGUUCGACAGACAGAAUGUUCACGUAUGGUUGUAUGACGUCGUACAUAACUCCCCGAGCGUGGGACGAGAAAGCAGAAGCAAGUGCGUGCGGGUAGCUGUUGUUGUUCUCCAGGAGGCGGAGGCGGGAGAAUCAACGUAGCGGUGGCAGCACGUGUGCAAGCGCAAGUGCGGUUGUACGUACGUUAGAAAGAGAUAGGGAAAGUAUGCAUGCAACCAAGCCAAGAAAGAACAAACUUGCUGCGUGAAAUGACGUUGGUUGGGUCGGGUGGAAGAAGGUCCUCCAGGAGGGCUUUCUGUUGUGUUCAUCGCCGUCGGAAAUUGCUAGGGACGUGUGUGGCGGGAGGCUCUGCACUUCAAAUAGGAGAGGGUUGUACACUAUGAUAGGAGGAAAUGCGGGGACUGUUGCAUAUAGCUCGUCCGUUGCUCGAAAAAAGCAGCGGCGGCGGCGUCCCCCCUCUUCCUCACCCCACCCCCCUCU